Messenger RNA from Hyaena hyaena (striped hyena), 1041 nucleotides. It is a transcript of the gene ASMT, whose product is annotated as acetylserotonin O-methyltransferase. The transcript has 8 exons. The record is from RefSeq and is a predicted model, not a curated record. The coding region runs from base 1 to 1041 and encodes 346 amino acids. Lineage: Eukaryota; Metazoa; Chordata; Mammalia; Carnivora; Hyaenidae. Gene Ontology annotation, molecular function: acetylserotonin O-methyltransferase activity. Gene Ontology annotation, biological process: melatonin biosynthetic process; methylation.
AUGAGCUCCCCGGAGGAGGCGGCAUACAGGCUCCUGACCGAGUACACAAAUGGGUUCAUGGUGUCCCAGGUUCUGUUUGCCGCCUGUGAGCUGGGCGUGUUCGACCUUCUGUCCGAGGCCCCGGAGCCCCUGGGCUCGGCGGCGGUGGCUGCGCAUCUGGGCACCUGUCCCCGUGGGACGCAGCUGCUGCUGGACACCUGUGUGUCCCUGAAGCUGCUUCAGGUGCAGACGAGGGGAGGAGAAGCUGUGUAUCGAAACACAGAGCUGUCCAGCACCUACCUGGUCCGGGCCAGUCCCAAGUGCCAGGGCAACAUGGUGCUCUACCUGGCCAGGACGACGUACCUGUGCUGGGGCCACCUGGCCCAGGCCGUGAGGGACGGCAAGAAUCAGUACCGGAAGGCCUUCGGGGUGCCCUCAGACGAUCUCUUCACCGCCAUCUACAGAUCGGAGGGCGAGCGUGUGCUGUUCAUGCGGGGUCUGCAGGACGUCUGGAGCGUCAGCGGGGGACCGGUCCUGGAGGCCUUCGACCUGUCCGCCUUCCGGCUCAUCUGCGACGUGGGCGGCGGCUCCGGGGCGCUGGCCAAGCAGUGCGCCGCGCGGUACCCUCGGUGUCGGGUCACCGUCUUCGACACGCCCGACGUCGUCCGGACGGCCAAGGAGCACUUCCCGAUCCCGGAGGAAGAGGAGCGCAUCAGCUUCUGCGAAGGCGAUUUCUUCACAGAUCCCCUCCCGGAAGCCGAUCUUUACAUCCUGGCGCGCGUCCUGCACGACUGGAGCGAUGAGCGCUGCUCACACCUGCUGACGCGCAUCCAGCGCGCGUGCAGGCCAGGCGGCGGGGUCCUGGUGAUUGAAAGCCUCCUGGACGCAGACGGGCGCGGCCCCCUGACCACGCAGCUCUACUCGCUGAACAUGCUGGUGCAGACGGAGGGCCGGGAGAGGACCCCCGCCCAGUACGCCGCGCUCCUGGCGCCCGCGGGCUUCCGGGCCGUGCAGUGCAGGGCGACCGGCGGCCUCUACGACGCCAUCCUCGCCAGGAGGUAG